UAAAGUCGCGAGCAGGACAAUUCACAUUCACCGCGGGAGAGCAUUCGUAAAUGUUGGUUUAAGACAUUUUUGCGGCGACAAACACGAUUUCACGUCUUAUCGGGCACAAACAGCAAAUCAGCUAACUUGAGUUGACGGAGCAACUACUUGCCGGAGGAAAGUACCGUAUGUGUUCGAUCAGUAAACAGUAGCUGCGAGCUAGUUAGCCAAACAUCCCAGUUAACUGUGCAUAUGGCUGCGCUGAUCUCAACACAUCUUUGUAUUCAAACCCUCAUGAUGAAAGAUCAGCACUUUUCCCAGAAAAUUAUGGUUGAAAGCUACUAACUGUAGUGUAGGGAUGUACGCAAUCAGUUACAACAUAGUCUAUAAAAAGAAUAACAGCAUUUAAGCAUUUUGCUUAAAGGAGCAUUUCACCCGUUUGCAUUAAGCUUUAGUCUAUAUUGUUAGAAACCCAGUCAUAUGUUUGAAUGGUCGUGCAUCAUUCCCUCAUUUCCCCCUGAGAUAGGAGAAAAAAGCAGAGAAUGUACUUUUGUGUCAUGUGGAUAAAAGCCAGCUCCCAGAAUUAUCUGCCUUUCAGUGUUGCCAGGUCAUGUGAGCAAAAGCAAGCAGCAGGUCCCUGAAAUAAGCCCUAAAGAAGCGACCCAAAUAGCAUCCCCUCCCCGAACACCUGACGUUACAUUUCUAGGGCGGUCAUGUUAGAGGAGCCUAUAGUUACCGCGUAGAGUCGACGCAGAAGCAUAGGGUGCCUCUCAACAUGCCUCCUCGAUCCUCGAUGCUCGAUCCUCGAGGGGCGUUCCCACUGAUCUAUAACUAACACUGGAUAGACUAUCCCAUUGUUUCCCCCCCAUCAUGCUUUAUGUAGAUCAGUGAGGAUCGAGGCAUCGAGGAGCGAGGGAGGACGUAUAAACGCUGCAUGAGAGGCACCCAUAGGUUUAAAAUGCCCUUUGUGUACGUGUAGACUUCGCGUGGAUUCUACGCAGAAACAACAAACACGAAGCAAGCCCAAAAGAGGCGACCACAUAAGAUAUACACGCCUCCAAACCCGCAACUUCACCGAAAAACAAACCCAAGUCGCUUAUAAUAAGCGGCAACACUCUGGCAAUACUGUUACAAACCCACCUACCAGGAAGUAGCCACUGUAGGCUACAAGUACACAGAAGGACUCAUUAAAGUAACAUUUUGGCAUUAAUAACGAUUUGAAAAUUAUAACGAUCAUUGUUUUAUGUUGCACUCACUCUUGUGGCCAUGUAUCAAUGUUGCUUAUCUCAAACACAAUGCAGCCUGUAUUUGUCUUUAUUUUGUCUCUGACUACAGGCAAUUGAGAACUGGAUGGGAUUGUCUGUGCUCUGCUUGCAACAUGGACCUCGGACUUCCACUUAGUUCUGGCUGUGCUGAAACACACCAGUUUGGCCUGAGAGUGAUUGUGAAAGAAGAAGAUGUAAAAGAGGAGGAAUAUGAUCACAUGAUUUCAUGUCCAAAUGAGGAAGAAAAGCCCUUUGCAGAGUUUCACUGUAAAACUGAAACAGACGUCACAGAGACACCAAGAUUUACUUACAGUGAAAUACUGCAGACAACUGUGAAGACAGAAGAAGACGAAGAAGAUGACGAAGAAGUAGAGGAGGAAGAGGAGGUGGAACAGCAUGAACAUCUGCUGGAAAGUGAAACAGAACACCCAGGCUGUAUGCAACAGAAGAUCCAUGGACAGAAUGAUGAUCUCAACCUGCAACGCAAAGGAGGACUGCACCAAAAUACAGUCUGCAAGAGGAAUUUCACUUCCCUUUCUCAACUUGAGAACCAUCAGCAAACACACUCUCCUGGUGUUUAUAAAUGGGAGAGAAUUGGCAAAAGGCGACAUAAAUGUCUCUAUUGUGGAAAGGAGUUGUCUGGAGGUAUUACACAAGUUAAAAGCCAUAUGCUCAUACACACUGGAGAGAAGCCUCAUAAAUGUGCCCAGUGCGGAAGAACUUUUUCACAAGUUCCACAUCUGAAAACCCACAUGUUAAUACACACGGGCGAGAAGCCUCAUGAAUGUGCCCAGUGUGGAAAAGCUUUUUCACAUAUUUCAACUCUUAAAAUGCAUAUGUUAAUACACACUGGAGAGAAGCCUCAUGAAUGUACCCAGUGUGGAAGAGCUUUUGCACGAAUCAUUAGCCUUAAAAAACACAUACAAACACACACUGGAGAGAAGCCUCAUAAAUGUACCCAAUGUGGAUUAGCUUUUAUAGAACUUUCACAUAUGAAAGCCCAUAUGUUAAUACAUACUGGUGAGAAGCCGUGGACAUGUGCCCAGUGUGGAAAAGCUUUUAGACGCCCCUCAGCUCUUAAAAACCACAUGCUCACAGACUGUGGAGAGAAGCCGCAUGAAUGUGCCCAGUGUGGAAAAACUUAUAGAGAAGUUACAAAUCUGAAAGCCCAUUUGUUGAUACACACUGAAGAUAACCCUCAUAAAUGUACCCAGUGUGGAAAAACUUUUGCACGCCCCUCAGAACUUAAACACCACAUGAUGGCGCACACCGGAGAGAAGCCUCAUAUAUGUGCCCUGUGUGGAAAAGCUUUUCUAAGAGCGGCAGGCCUAAAACGCCACUCACGUUUGAAACAUCGUUCAGAAUUUACUUAAAUCUUCAAAAGUAUUGAUUGAAUUUGUCAGGCAGUGUUGUUGAUCUGUAUUGUUGAAAACUUAAAACAAUUAAACAGAAUUGUGAAAUAUUUGGCCUCAUGUUAUACAAGAACUAAACUGUUUUUUGAUGAAAUAUAGAUUCCUGACCACUUUUAUAGUCUAUAUAAUAGGCCUUAGGUCUGGAGAGAGCACAGACACAUUUUAAGCCUACAAUGCAACAUAAUAUUUUGAGAGCAUCAAACUAUUAAAAUGUAUAGUAUGUAAGCACAGAUAAUGUAACAUUUGUCAGUUAUUUUAUUUGUUGAACUGACAUAUUUUGCCACAGCAAUGAAUUCAUCCAACAGAAUGUAAGAUCAAUCUGAGACAGUAUAUUCUGAUUUACAGGACAACAGACAGAGAUCCAUUAAUCCCUCUGUAUUUUUUCUCCCAUAUGGUAACACAAUGGAAAAACAUACUUUUGAACCUGGCUUUAUCCAAAGCUCAGAUUUGGUGCUCUAAAAUGUAUGCAAAUUAAUGCACAUUUAAUUAGACAAUGCAUAAUUUAAACAUUAAAUUACAGAAAAUGACUAUUAUUUGAAUAUCUUGUUUUUUUAUUUAUUUAAUUAUUUAUUUAUUUAUAUUCAUUAUUCUAUUUCCCACGUUGUUCACAGCAAGAAGGCAUUGAUUGUAGAAAAAAGUGGUUACCAAUGUGAACUUGAAUUUUUGCUCAAUGUGCCCAAGUAUUGAUUGAAUUUGUCAGGCAGUGUUGUUGAUCUGUAUUGUUGAAAACUUAAAACAAUUAAACAGAAUUGUGAAAUAUUUGGCCUCAUGUUAUACAAGAACUAAACUGUGUUUUGAGG
Molecule: messenger RNA, 3456 nt
Organism: Sardina pilchardus (European sardine)
Lineage: Eukaryota; Metazoa; Chordata; Actinopteri; Clupeiformes; Clupeidae
Product: zinc finger protein 436-like
Exons: 2
Coding region: 1223-2617 (464 amino acids)
Source: RefSeq, a predicted model, not a curated record